Messenger RNA from Photinus pyralis (common eastern firefly), 1140 nucleotides. RefSeq lists its product as uncharacterized. The record is from RefSeq and is a predicted model, not a curated record. NCBI's taxonomy places the organism in Eukaryota, Metazoa, Arthropoda, Insecta, Coleoptera, Lampyridae. The transcript has 2 exons. Bases 1 to 1140 code for a protein of 379 amino acids.
AUGAUCUUUGAUACAGAUCAUGUAUUGUUUAAAACCUUAAAAGAAAAAAACUACACAGAAGAUUUUAAAGAAUUUGUUAUUAAUAGCGAAGUUGAUAUAAUGCAUAAAAAAGGAAAUUUCACAACCGAGGAAAAAAAGGUAACGGGUGUUUUGAUGCCAAUAAAAUUUCAAUUAAAAUCACUAUUUGAAAGGAAACAUUUAUUGGAAAAUACAUUACAGCACAUGACAGACCUGCAGAGUCACACCAAACUCACAAAUUUUGUACAAGGUAAUUUGUGGAAGGAAAAAAUAUCAAAGUACCCUAACAAAAUAGUAUUGCCCUAUUUUAUAUACACAGAUGAUUUUGAAAUUAAUGAUCCUCUUGGGUCACAUUCAGGUAAACAUUCGAUCUGUAAUAUCUACUACUCAUUUCCGUGUUUACCAGUAGAUGAAUCGAAGCAAGACAAUAUUUUUUAUUGCGCAUCGAUAAAGUCUAAAGAUGUGAGGGAAUUUGGUAACGAAAAGUGUUUACAAACUUUAAUCCAAACGCUUAAGGAACUUGAAAUUGAUGGGAUAGACAUACAAGUAAAUGAAAAUGUAACUAAACGUGUUUACUUCAUUUUGGGUUUGGUGCUAGGAGAUAAUUUGGGCCUUAAUUCAUUUUUAGACUUUACAAAAUCCUUUUCUGCAAAUUUUUAUUGUAGAUUAUGUAGAGUAUCAAAAACUGUUUCUCAAAAAAUGACAACUGAAGAUCAGGAAAUGAUGCGAACAAUAAUAAAUUAUAAUGCAGACCUAGCUAAUUUGGAGGACAAUUGCAGGGGAAUAAUUAAAAACUCGCCUCUCAAUGAAAUUCCAUCUUUUCAUGUAGUCAAGAAUUUUUAUGUUGAUAUAAUGCAUGAUAUUUUUGAAGGAGUAUGUCACUACAGCAUUUGUCAUGUGAUAUUGUAUUGUAUCGAAAUGAAUUUUUUUAGUUUAGAAAUUUUAAACUCAAGGAAACAAAAUUUUGAAUACGGAUCCAAAGAAAUUAGUAACAUAUCAGCGAGCAUUAAACCUAACUGUCUUAAUAAUAAAAAACUAAAGAUGACUGCAAGACAAAUGAUGACGUUUAUAAGCUUUUUUCCUCUUAUGAAAUUAUUGAUAUUCUAUUAUGUUUUGAAAUAA